Molecule: messenger RNA, 1311 nt
Organism: Carya illinoinensis
Lineage: Eukaryota; Viridiplantae; Streptophyta; Magnoliopsida; Fagales; Juglandaceae
Exons: 1
Coding region: 1-1311 (436 amino acids)
Source: RefSeq, a predicted model, not a curated record
AUGAUAUGCUUGAUUUCUGAUAAGGAGACUAACAGAGGAGCUCUCAUGAGUACGCUGCCUAAAAUAUGGAAUGCAGAAGGGAAAACUGCUUUUAAAGAGGUUGGAAGAAAUAAGUUCUUGGUGGAAUUUAAAUCGAGGUCGGAUAAAAUAAGAGUGUUGAAUGGUCGUCCAUGGUCCUUUGACAAGUGCCUGCUGUGCAUACAGGACUGUGAAGGUGCCAAGUCUAUUAAGGAAAUGCAAUUCUGUUUUGAACCCUUUUGGAUUCAAUGCCAUGAUAUGCCAUUUGCUGGAAUGACUGCGAGUAUGGGGCAGAAGCUGGGAAGCUCCCUGGGGAAGGUGCUUAUGGUGGAUACAGAUGGUAGUGAAACCUGCUGGGGCAAGUUUUUACGUGUGAAGGUAAUGCUAGAUAUAACCAAACUACUUGCUAGAGGCAGGUUUAUUUCUCAGGAUGGUGAGAAGUUCUGGAUUCCUUUUAGAUAUGAAAGGAUGGCCAAUUUUUGUUAUUACUGUGGAUCCAUUAAGCAUGGGAAUGGAAUAUGCAAAAAGAUAGAGAUGGGACUGCAUGUGGGGGAUAGUUUCAGGCAGCAGUAUGGAGCGUGGCUGAGGGCUAGUAAUAAAAAGCAAGUUCAGUCGGUAGGCAAGGUGGGGAAGGUGAAAUAUGACGGUGGGUCAUCGGAGAGUGGUCGGAGGGGGUCCUCAGAUGAGUCCAACAAAGAAGAUGAUAAUCAUGGAAAGGUACCAGAGGAAGUUAGACAACAGGAAGACAGCCAAUCAUUUCACACGGAUGAGGAGGCUGCAUCUGUCAGUGCUAGGAGGAAAGCUGUUGAGGUAGUGGAAUCAAUGAUGCAGGAUGUGGGAGCAGUUACACAGAAGGAGUAUGGGGGACACAUGCCAACAAUUUUGUUAGAGGAAUCCCCUGACCAGCUGGGCCCAGCGGUAGUGGAGGAAUCUAAAAAGGAAAGGAAGGUACCAUGUAGAGGGAAUAACUGGAAAAGAAGAGCACGUGAGGCCAGAUUAUCUCUAACUAAUCAAGGAUUAGAGGGAGACAUUGUAGUGUCUAAACAAGUCCAUUCAAGUAAAAGGAAAACACAGGAAACACCUAAAGGUGGCGUGGAAAAAAGAAGCAAAUUAUCUCUCAUAGAUGAGGAGGGUGAUGAAUUCUUCAUGGCAGUGGCUGCUCCUGCCAGCUACCAUGAUACUCUUGAGCUGGAACUGCCGAGAGCUUGGGAACCCUUGGACAGUUUGAGAACUUCACCUCAUGGUGCAGGAGAAGGGCCCAAGGUUCAUUUUUCUGUCAGAAACAAAAUGUAG